UGCUUAUGCGUUAUGCUUUAUGUAAAAGCUUGUGCUCUCGGCUUAUGAGUUUUAAUCGUCUCGAGUGAAAGAAGAGGCAUAUUUAAAGAGUCAGAAUCGUUAAAAAUUUUAGACUAAACUAAUGUGAACGUGCAUAAUGCAAUAAUAGUUUUUUAGGCUUUCGUACAAAUAUGAAAUAGAUGUAUAAUGAAUAUCAAAAUGUGUAGCAGAUGAGAAGUAAUUUCACCAUGGCUACUUGGAUCAGCAUAUCUUCAAAAUUAGAGCAAGGUUUAAAAAUAGUAUCUUGCUUGGACAAUAGCAAAUUUCGACUUCUUGUCAAUCGUAUAUGUCAUAGUCUGCAAUCUAACAUCGAUACAAAAGUAUUCAAUGAAGAGGAGGAAGAAAAGUUGCUGGUUUCUUUAGAUUUGACAAAAGAUGAAUUAAUUCUUUUACUGGAUACUAUUACAUCAAUUUAUACACAAGCUGCGUGUAAUAUUAUAAAACCAUCUGUCAUGGAGGCAGUUAUGAAGGAUAAUUUUAAGAUAGAUGAAGAAAAAAUAUCAAUCUUUACAAGUGCAUGGGUGACUUAUAGGAAAGACAUCAUAGAGAAUCUUAGGCAAAAAUCUAUUUUUCCUAUUCAGCUGAAAGAUAUUAACUGGCACCUCAAUGUCCAAUCAUCAUCUUCUACAAUUUCAAAGGAUGCACGACCUACUGCAUUGCUCCAAUUAAGUCUAACUGGUGAUCAGACAUCUACUUUGACAAUGGAGUUCGACAAAAAACAAUUGACAGAUCUCUAUUGUAACUUGGAAAAAAUUCAAACUCAGCUAGAUGCUCUUAAAUAGAUUAAGGUCUACAGUAAACAUAUGUAUAUAAAUCCAUCUAUAUACUUUCCUCUAAAUAAAAAAUAAAGUAUUUAAUUAUAUAUAACUAA
Molecule: messenger RNA, 910 nt
Organism: Linepithema humile (Argentine ant)
Lineage: Eukaryota; Metazoa; Arthropoda; Insecta; Hymenoptera; Formicidae
Gene: Vlet
Product: Valette
Source: RefSeq, a predicted model, not a curated record